Effrenium voratum is the source of this 591-nucleotide messenger RNA. The record is from the annotation of a GenBank genome assembly. Lineage: Eukaryota; Dinophyceae; Suessiales; Symbiodiniaceae.
AUGGCGGCCGGCGCCCUGAUGUCCAUGCCGGUUCUCAUCGUCAACAUGGGCGGUGAGAUGGUGUACAUCUUGGCGCAGCGCUUGCAAGCACAGCAGAUCCCCUCCAGCAAGGGCCAGAAGGUGCUGUGCGACGUGGUGCGAACAAUGUACUACCCGCGCUUCAUUGAAGAGCUCUUUAAGCCGCAGGAGAUCUACUCUCUGCAGUCCACCCGCCAGAUUUUCGACCGCCUUGCGCACUCCUCCAUCAUGCGGCUGAACGAGUCCUCCAUGGGCAAACUAUUCGACCUGAUGAUCAUGGGCUUCAAGCUGCAGCUGAUGUCGGUAGCCUCCCCUCGGGAGAUCGUGGAUGUCACCACGAACCACCUGGAGGAGCUGAGGCGCCUGGCAGGUGAUGGCGAGGGCGUGUCCGCGCUGGUGGACGAGUGCGUAAAGCAAGUGAACCAGGCCUAUGGCCAGAUGGGCUUGUCGGAUCUCUGCAGCAUGCGCCACAGCCUUGCGACCUUUGUUCAGGGCUGCAAGGUGAAGGUCUCCCUCUUUCUGCAUGAAGGCACUCAGAAGAGUGACGGCUCCUUCUCAACGUGCCAGCCUUAG